Molecule: messenger RNA, 462 nt
Organism: Ictidomys tridecemlineatus (thirteen-lined ground squirrel)
Lineage: Eukaryota; Metazoa; Chordata; Mammalia; Rodentia; Sciuridae
Source: RefSeq, a predicted model, not a curated record
UGCCUCCGCUGCCGCCAUGGCGCCCGUGAAAAAGCUUGUGGUGAAGGGGGGCAAAAAAAAGAAGCAGGUUCUGAAAUUCACCCUUGAUUGCACUCACCCUGUAGAAGAUGGAAUCAUGGAUGCUGCCAAUUUCGAGCAGUUUCUCCAAGAGAGAAUCAAAGUGAACGGAAAAGCUGGAAAUCUUGGUGGAGGGGUUGUGACCAUUGAAAGGAGCAAAAGCAAGAUCACUGUAACAUCUGAGGUGCCUUUUUCCAAAAGGUAUUUGAAAUAUCUCACCAAAAAGUAUUUGAAGAAGAAACGCGACUGGUUGCGUGUAGUCGCUAACAGCAAAGAGAGUUAUGAAUUACAUUACUUCCAGAUUAACCAGGAUGAAGAGGAGGAGGAAGAUGAGGAUUAAAACUCUUUUAUCUGGAAUAUUUUGUAAGAGUUCUUGAAUAAAACUUGGGAACCAAAAAAAAAAAA